Messenger RNA from Schistosoma guineensis, 2129 nucleotides. NCBI's taxonomy places the organism in Eukaryota, Metazoa, Platyhelminthes, Trematoda, Strigeidida, Schistosomatidae. The record is from the annotation of a GenBank genome assembly.
GACUUAAGGCGCUGAAGAAGAAUAUGGAAGUUAUUUUAGUUUAGAUAACUUUACUUCACAUUUCAAGCAAAAAACAAUAUUAUCAUGUACGAAAAAGAUGUUCAGUAAUAUUUAACCCCUGGUUUUGUUUUAAUGACCUAAGUUAUAAAUACUGCUGCUCGAACCAUCAGCAAAGUCACGUACGAUAUUCCCCGAAAUGUCGAGAGCAAAGGUUGGUAUUAACGGUUUCGGUCGUAUCGGGAGACUUGUGCUCCGCGCAGCUUUCCACAAGAACACCGUGGAUAUAGUUUCAGUGAAUGACCCCUUCAUAAAUUUAGAGUACAUGGUGUACAUGAUUAAACGUGAUUCCACCCAUGGGAAUUUUCAAGGCGAGGUGUCGGCAGAAAAUGGAAAAUUAAAAGUCAAUGGAAAAUUAAUAUCUGUUCAUUUCGAAAGGGAUCCAAGAAACAUCCCAUGGGAUAAGGACGGGGCUGAAUAUGUCGUAGAGUCCACUGGAGUCUUUACGACCAUUGAUGCAGCUAAAGCUCAUACUGAAAAUAAUCGAGCUAAAAAGGUUAUAAUAUCUGCACCUUCUGCAGACGCACCCAUGUUCGUUGUUGGUGUGAAUGAAAAUUCGUACGAUAAGUCAAUGUCUGUGGUUUCUAAUGCAUCAUGUACAACCAAUUGUUUAGCACCCCUGGCUAAGGUUAUUCAUGAUAACUUCGAAAUAGUUGAGGGCUUAAUGACCACUGUGCACUCAUUUACGGCUACGCAAAAGGUUGUAGACGGACCAUCUUCAAAAUUAUGGCGAGAUGGUCGUGGAGCGAUGCAAAAUAUCAUUCCAGCUUCUACUGGUGCUGCCAAAGCUGUAGGAAAAGUCAUUCCAGCAUUAAAUGGAAAAUUGACGGGAAUGGCUUUUCGCGUACCGACACCGGACGUCUCAGUCGUUGAUCUGACAUGCAGAUUAGGGAAGAAAGCUACCUAUGAUCAAAUUAAGGCUGUGGUCAAAGCAGCUGCAUCUGGACCAAUGAAGGGGAUUUUGGAAUACAGUGAUGAUGAGGUCGUCAGUUCAGACUUUAUUGGAAAUAGCAGUUCAUCCAUAUUUGAUGCGAAGGCUGGGAUAUCUCUUAACGACAACUUCGUGAAAUUAAUUUCAUGGUACGAUAAUGAGUUUGGAUACAGUUGUCGCGUAGUUGAUCUCAUCACGCACAUGCAUAAAGUUGACCAUGCAUAGUGAAGUAGUUUCAACUGUAGCCGAGUCACUUUUUGUCAAUCGAUAGAUAACGAAUAAAGCGUUAAUCUGCCCACUUACUUUUCAGUUCUCUCUAUCACAUAUCAAUCAAAUAUUGUUUGGUUUCUUCUGUUAUUUUGCUUAGCAGCCAGUGUAAAGUAACAAGUGUUGAUUAUCGGACUUCGUUUAAGAGGGCUUACGUGGUCCUAAAGUAUGUGUUUCCAUCAAAUUGUCACUCGUCCUACCCUUUGGACGUGUGGUGGUGGUCCACCUAACUAACUUUCAGCAGUCGCAAAAGUUCAAUAACAGUUUACAGGACAUAUUCGUGACUUCAGUUAUUACUUAGUUUGUAGUUCGCUAUACAUUUGAUUGUUGUGGACCUUUGUGCCCAUCUUAGACUUGCUGUUUAGAUAAUAAAAUUAAAGGAAAGGUAAUACCAUCCGAGUUUUUGUGCCUUAGUCUUUGAGAUGCAUGACAUCCUCAAUACUUGCUGAAUGCCAUCAAAUAAGGUUCCCUUUUUACAGACAUCGUCAUCGCAAUAACCAUUUUUGAAUAGACGGGAUGUUUACCUCUUCUGAGCGUUUCUAACAAUUGUUUGGUUCCACUCGUCAAAAGUAGCCUCUGUUGAUCUGGCUUUUCAGUCAGCUACAAUGCAGGAUCAGGCACAUAUGCAUCGGUCCAAGUUGCCAUACCUCAUUAACACAAUAUGAUGGGCACCGGAUUCAUAAAAGUAGUUAAUUCAGUGGUGGUAAUAUAUAAAAGAAAGAUUGCAAUAGGGAUAUAGUACAGGAAGAAAUAAUUAGUUCGUAGAAAGAAAUAUAUGAAGCAAUUUUAAUCUCUUAGUUUAAGGGAGGACAGAGUGUAUACACCGACGCCAUUGUGAUCGAUUCUGAGCCAUGUCACCCACAGUCUCCAACCA